Molecule: messenger RNA, 2210 nt
Organism: Lucilia sericata (common green bottle fly)
Lineage: Eukaryota; Metazoa; Arthropoda; Insecta; Diptera; Calliphoridae
Product: tRNA (guanine(37)-N1)-methyltransferase
Exons: 3
Coding region: 220-1686 (488 amino acids)
Biological process (GO): tRNA N1-guanine methylation; mitochondrial tRNA methylation
Cellular component (GO): cytoplasm; mitochondrial matrix
Source: RefSeq, a predicted model, not a curated record
UCUAAUAGAAUUUAAGCAAAAAAUAUAAAUUUAUUUUAAAAAAUUCUAAAAUAUCUUUAAAACUAAAGUAAAAUAAAACAAAUAUAUAAACAAAAAACCCAAUUUGUAAAAACUUUAUAAAUUAAAACAUUAAUUAAAAGUAUCUUAUAACAAGAAGAACAAGCGCCACGUUUUUCUGUGAUUGUGAAAUAUUUGCUCAAAAAAAAAAAAAAACACUUGAUGCUCCACGGAAAAGUUUCCUCAAGCAUACAAAUUGGAGUUUUAUUAAAGUUUAACAAAUUUCCAAUAACACAACCAGCAACAACAACCUUAAGAUACCGACAUUAUUGGAAAAACAUGGAUUGUGAUUUAUUAAAGCCACCCUCAGAAGUAAGAGGUAUGACGGUGUUGGCAAUAGAAAAAUUUAAUAAAACCAUACAAGUUCCACGUUUAUGGGUACCCGAAGAAAAAUCCCAACGUGUAUUGCCGCUAGUGAAAAAAUUACUAUUGAAAAUGGAAAAAUUGAAACCGGUGAAACCAUUGAAAUACCAAGAGCAAGAGGGUAGAGAAAUUUUAUUACAUCCCCAGCCAGUAAAGAGCUGGCAGGAUUUACCCACUCAGGAAUUGGAAAAACAUGACAUUAAAGAGGAAAAUUAUGCCUUAACGGAAUUAAACUUAAGCUAUGACAAUUGGCGAGCAGAUGAGAUAAUGAAAUCUGUUUUGCCGGCAAAUGAAGAAGGUUUAACUUCGUAUUCCAGAAUAGGUCAUAUUGUGCAUUUGAAUUUGAGAGACCAUUUAAUGCCCUAUAAGGAUCUAAUAGGCCAAGUGCUGUUACAAAAAGUGGUGGGUUGUAAAACUGUGGUGAACAAAGCGGCCUCUAUUGAUAACACCUAUCGUAACUUCCAGCUGGAUUUGUUGUGUGGUGAGGCUGUCUAUCAAGUGGAAACUAAAGAAAAUGGUGUUUUCUUUGAAUUUGAUUUCUCAAAAGUCUAUUGGAAUCCCCGUUUAUCAACAGAACAUGAAAGAAUUGUUCAAUUACUUAAACCCCAAGAUGUUUUGUAUGAUGUCUUUGCUGGUGUAGGACCAUUUGCAGUGCCUGCAGCCAAAAAACAAUGCCAGGUCUUGGCCAAUGACUUAAACCCCGAAAGCUAUAAAUGGUUGCAGCACAAUAUGAAACGUAACAAAUGUUUAGCACAAGCUCAGGUCUUUAACAAAGAUGGACGAGAUUUUAUACUUAAUGAAUUACGUGAAGAUCUGCUUAAAAGAUGGCAACAACCAAAUGCUAACAAUUACAAAAUACACAUUACCAUGAAUCUUCCCGCCAUGGCUGUAGAAUUUCUAUCUGCCUUUAGAGGUCUAUUUGCUAAAGAGACCUCAAUAGAUUUUAGCCAGGAAAAUGUAAAUUUUCCUUUGGUACAUGUUUAUUCAUUUGCCAAGGGUACUAAUACCAAAGAAUUGGUUUUGCAAUUAGUGGAAGAAAAUUUACAGCUGAAAUUAAAGGACAAUUUAGAAGGAGUAUAUUUUGUACGCAAUGUGGCACCCAACAAAGAUAUGUAUCGUGUAUCGUUUUAUCUUACCGAAGAGAUUUUAAAGCAACCAAUUGCUGGUAGUGUGGCUAAUAGCGAUAAGGAGGGUAUUAAACGUAAAGCUGAAGUAGACGAAGACGAAAUGUUGGAAAGUUCAAAAUUUUCUUCGGUAUUACAAUAAUGGGUCGCAGGUCUAAACAGAAAACUAAUGGUGGCAAUAAACCUGGAGCUGCUGCCACCAGUUCCAUUAACAAAUCUAAGAAAAAUAAAAAUCUUUUUAAAGUAUCUGAUGUCAAACAAAAGAAGAAACCCAAAGAAGUACAGGGAAAACUUAAAAAGAUCAAAGAAGCCGUCACUAAGAAACAAGAAAAAGUUGAUGCCAAUCUACGUGAUUUACACAAGGAUUUAGUUGUUAAGAAACCUCAAGCCUCUACCUCGAAACCAUUAAAACCCACCAAAAAACCAGCACCUAAUACAAAAAAUCUUUCCGAUAAAUUGGGAAAUUUCAAAUUUUAAAAAGAAAGAAAAUAGCAGCGUGCUGUUGUUUGCUCUUUCGGCAAUAUUUUCUUCAAGUAGUUAUAGUUGAGUUCUAUUUUAAUUGUAGAUUUUAGAAGAAUUUUAAUUAUGUUAAAAAAAAAAUACAUAAAAGAAACAUAUGUGUAAUGUUUAAUAGACAUAUGUAAUAAAAGUUAUAUUAAAAACAUA